CAAUUCUGCUUUCCCCACGGCGGGUCGCGGACCUUCACCUCGGCAGAUAGGAUAACAUGACACCGCUUCACUGCCGUUCUCUGUUCAUCUUACCUCUUGUCUUUUCAACUUGCUUAGGAUAAGGAGGGAGAGUCCGCAUCUCUGGAAGCGAUAAGGGCAGGAGUGCCCAUAUUGCGGAACGUUGAAUUAGAGGGAACGGUUUCAGGACGGGGAGGAGGAUAGCAGGGCUAGGGGAGCCCCUUAUGCCCGGCAGGAGGCGCCGGAGAGGCAGAGGACCCCUAUCUGCGACAGUGGGAUCUCAACAAAUAGAAGAACCCCGCCGUUAAUUGGUUUCAGAGUCUGUUUCAAACCCUUCUUCUUCCCCAGCGACUUUCUUCUUGUAGGUCUUCGUCGAAUCGAUCCGUUAUACCGUGGCUUUUCUGGAAGUUGUGUUGAUUUUUUGAAGGGAAAAAGAUGGAUAUUAAUGGGGGCGUGCAACAACAAAGCGUUCUUGGAUUCCUCAAGGAGAAAGGCUUUGACGAAAAAUGCGUGGGGCAGAUGCUCCAGAAAUGCAAGCGUUUAGAGUUCACAGAGGCGGAGAGAGCGCAGGAGAACUGGAAAUACUUUGGGGAUAUGGGGAUCCCAAGGAGGAAGCUUCCUGCUCUUAUACGCAAGUGUCCGAAGUUGCUGGUUUUGGGUCUGGACGAGAGGCUGAGGCCGACGGUGGAGUGCUUGAAGGCGUUGAGUAAGAAGCCCAAGGAAGUGACCUCCGCCAUCCUCAAAUUCCCCUACAUCCUCUCUCAUAGCGUCGAGGAGAAGCUCUGCCCCUUGCUGGCAUUCUUUCAGGCGCUGGGCAUUCCUGAAGCUGAGGUCGGCAAGCUGAUCAUGCUUAACCCAAGGCUAAUCAGCUACAGCAUAGAGUUGAAGCUCCUGCCCGUUGUGGACUUCCUCACCGGUUUGGUUUCCAACAAGGAAGGUGCGGUGGGCAGGAUCCUGGUGAAGAAUCCCUACAUCAUGGGCUACAGUAUAGAGAAGCGUCUGCGGCCGACGGCCGACUUCCUGCGCUCAAUCGGACUGAAGGAUGAGGGCCUACAGCGGGUGGCCAUGACAUUUCCCCAAGUGCUGUGCAGAGAUGCAGAGAAGACGUUGAGGCCGAAUCUGGAAUUUCUUCGAACAAGCGGCCUUGGCCCUUCCCAGAUUGCCAAGUUGGUAGCUGGGUUCCCACCUGUUCUGGUUAAGAGUAUAAAGAACUCGCUGGAACCGAGGAUCAGGUUUCUGGUCCAUGUCAUGGGCAGAAAGGUCGACGAGGUGGCUGAGUAUCCAGAAUUUUUCCAACACGGGCUCAAGAAAAGGAUUGAAUUCAGGUACAGAUUAAUGGCUUACAAGCAGGAAGAAAAUUGCAGCUUGGUUGACAUCUUCGAGUGUAACCAAAAGAAGUUUGCUUUGCGCUUCGGCUUGCCCAGCGUUGCCACCCCCUUCUAAAUGAAACUGCUGCUGCCUGCCAUCACUUUUGUAGUUUCAACUCGAUUCGAGGCAGCCCUGCUUCGAGAUAGAGCUUCCUUGUACUCGGCAAGAUUUCACUUUUGAAUUUAUGUAGUUUCUUCCACCGCCCAACACAUGCUCGUGUUCGGGGGAUUGCUGGGGUUUGACUUGAGCCUCUCUCUCUCUCUCUCUCUCUCUCUCUCUCUCGUUUUGCUGUGUACCUUCAAUUCACUUUUAGGUUGCCCUGGGUGGACGUA
Molecule: messenger RNA, 1718 nt
Organism: Nymphaea colorata (pocket water lily)
Lineage: Eukaryota; Viridiplantae; Streptophyta; Magnoliopsida; Nymphaeales; Nymphaeaceae
Product: transcription termination factor MTERF6, chloroplastic/mitochondrial
Exons: 2
Coding region: 454-1461 (335 amino acids)
Biological process (GO): regulation of DNA-templated transcription
Molecular function (GO): double-stranded DNA binding
Source: RefSeq, a predicted model, not a curated record